This is a messenger RNA of Drosophila subpulchrella, 1674 nucleotides long. RefSeq names its product glucose transporter type 3 (gene Glut3). Gene Ontology annotation, cellular component: membrane. Lineage: Eukaryota; Metazoa; Arthropoda; Insecta; Diptera; Drosophilidae. The coding region runs from base 113 to 1642 and encodes 509 amino acids. The record is from RefSeq and is a predicted model, not a curated record. Gene Ontology annotation, molecular function: sugar transmembrane transporter activity. Gene Ontology annotation, biological process: transmembrane transport; carbohydrate transport. The transcript has a single exon.
CAUUAUUCUUAAAUUCUUCAAAUUGGGGUUCCAAAAUUAGAUCACACACACAAUUUCUAUAUAAAGUUUAAUUAUAAAUGCUGAUCAUUUGGCAUCGAGUAACCGCUGAGGGAUGAAAUGGGGGGGUCGACCAUCGGAACCGGAACCUGAGCCGCCCGCUGCAGAGUCGCCCAGGACUUCCAGGUGGAGUAAAGGUUCUGCAAAAAAGCCCGUCGAAAUAGCAUCUAGCCCAACCCAAGCCCAACCAAAUACCAUCAGCAAUGUGGGCCUCUACAAGGCCACCUUCUACAGCAACAUAGGAUCCUUUUUCUUUGGGAUCGCAGUGGGUUGGUCGGGAUCGGUGGAGAAGUCGGUGAUGGAGCACCAAUCGUACUUAUUCAAUCUCUCGGCGGCGGAAUGGAACGGAGUUUGUAUAUUACUGACCCUUGGAGCGGCGGUGUGGUGUGUGCCCAUGGGUUAUAUGGUGCGAUCCUGCGGCUGCAAGCGCACCAUCCUCAUGCAACUGCUCCCAAAUACUUUGGGAUGGUGCCUCACCGCCUUCGCCCAGAGUGUCUAUAUGCUAUAUGCUGGUCGCUUUGUGCUGGGAAUGUGCGGAGGUGCCCAUUGCGUGGCGGUUCCCAUCUACAAUGCCGAAAUCAGUACCAAUAUAAAUCGUGGUGCCAUGAGUGUACUCUUCCAGGGGGCCUGCAUAUGCGGUGUGCUCUACAGCUUUACCAUGUCCAUUUUCCUGGAACUGUGGCUGGUUAACUUCCUGAAUCUGGGAGUCCUUACAUUGGGCCUCCUGCAGAUCUUCAUGCCGGAAUCGCCGGCGUACUAUGUGAGUCGGGGUAACAUCCCACGGGCGGAGGCCUCACUGCGAUAUCUCCGUGGCAAGAAGUACGAUGCGAGGCGGGAGAUCGACCAUCUGAUGAGGGAACCCACCGCAAGUGAGCAGGACGUGCGCCAAGGACCGACGCGAGGCUUCAAGUAUAAAAAAAUACGAAGGAGUCUCGCGCGGACCUUGGCGCUUGCCGUGCUCCAAAAGCUGUGUGGUGCCCUGAUCUUCAUCUUCUAUGCCCCCAAUAUGCUGACCUGCCUGAAGAUUCGUCGGGAGUAUGGAUCAGUUUUGGCCAUCGGGGUGACAUUUGGCUUAAUCCUGUGCAUUUCGCUGGUGGAUCGAGUGGGUCGAAGGAAGCUGCUUAUCUUCUCAUCUUCAGUGAUGGUUUUCAUGUCCAUUUUUCUCGGCCUGUACUUCAAGAUAUGGAUGUUUAUGGAAACGGAAGUCCUUCCCUGGGUGGCCCUAUUCUGCAUAUCUCUCUUUGUGGGUGCCUAUGUCACCGGAGUGGGCUCGCUCACCUGGCUGCUCAACGUCGAGCUCAUUGUGCCCGCCAUGCGCCCCUUGGGCUGUGCCAUCGCCUGUACAUCCAAUUGGCUAACUGCCUUCUUCGUGGUCUGCUGGUUUGCCAGCCACGAGGUCAAGUGCCAACCGUAUCUAUUCCUGCUCUUCGCCAUCAUUGCCGUGAUCAUACUGCUCUUUUCCAUGGUCUUCAUUCCGGAGACCAAGGGCCUGUCAUCGUCGAAGAUACAGCAGCGGAUGGGAGGCAUUAUGAACAGGCCAACGGUGGUCACCUUCACAUCGAGCAGCGAUUCCUCGGAUGCUUAGUCAUUGUCUCAAAUAAAUCCAAGUGUUAGUCA